UUCAUACUUAUUUUCAUUUAUUACUAUUUAUUUAUUUAUAUAUUUUCUUUCUCUCCCUCUCCCUCCUCUUGUCCCACUGCAACAGUGUUACUCUCCGACGAAGGCUUCCUUCCGCCAUGGCGAAUCUCGCUUUUUGAGCUUCCGAGUCGAGUAGCUCACUGAGUCCAACCAUCGAGUCGAGAUCUUCCAACAUGUUGGACGGGAUACUUGGCAAAGGCUUCACCGCGAAAUGCAAAUCGUUGAUCAAGCUGACUAAGAGUCGGAUCGAUGUGAUACGGAGGAAGAGAAGAGCGACAGAGAAGUUUCUGAAGAAAGAUAUUGCUGAUCUAUUGCUCAACGGUCUCGAUAUUAAUGCCUAUGGAAGGGCUGAAGGACUCGUGGUUGAGUUAACAUUGUCCUCUUGUUAUGGUUUCGUCGAGCAAUGCUGUGAGUUUGUGUUGAAGCAUCUCCCAGCGAUGCAGAAACUGAGUGCUUGCCCUGAGGAUUGUAGGAUGGCUGUAUCGUCUCUGAUGUUUGCUGCUGCACGAUUUUCUGAUUUACCAGAGUUACGUGACCUUAGACAAAUAUUUCAGGAAAGAUAUGGGAAUUCCAUGGAAUGUUAUGUCAAUCAAGAGUUUGCUGCAAAUUUGAAUUUCAAGUUUACUACGUUGGAGAAUAAGGUCUGCUUGAUGCAGGAGAUUGCAUCAGAGUUUUCAAUAAACUGGGACUCCAAGGCUUUCAAACUGAGGAUGUCGAGAUCCUCUGCAUUUGCACAGGACCACAAUGCUUGUAUGUCUAACCCUGAUAAACCAUCACAUGGCAAGGAUUUUACCCAAAAAGAAGUAAGGACUGAUGUUUUGUCAGAGAAAAAUCAUGAUCCUGCCAUUGAUAGAGGCAGAUUUCAGAAUGGCAAGGAAGCUGUUGUCCCAAACAAACUUAAUCAUAAUCUUCAGUCUAAUUCCACACUCCCUAAUGGAUUCAAGCCACUAAAUAGUCGGGAAAUUCCUCGGAAAAGGGAUGGUAAUGAUAAUCCUGGAAGGCGAGAGGUUACUGUUGAGAAGAGUGAUAGAGGUUAUUGGAAAGAGGUUAGUAUGCCAAAACCAAUUGGGCAUCCUUCUCAGAAAACAGUGGAACAAUUUGAAGGUGGUUCCAAACUGUUUAAUAGUAGGGGGAAUGCCUCCCCUCCGAGAGAAAACCAGGGUACUAUGCGAAAACCAAUUGAACAUCCAUCUCAGCAGAAAACAGUGGAACAAUUUGAAGGUGGUUCCAAACUGUUUAGUGGCAGGGGGAAUGCCACCCCUCCGAGAGAAAACCAGGGUAGUAUGCCAAAACCGAUUGGACAUCCAUCUCAGCAGAAAACGGUGGAGCAAUUUGAAGGUAGUUCCAAGCUGCAUAAUGGUUGGGGGAAUACCACGCUUCUAAGAGAAAACCAGGGUAGUAUGCUAAAACAAAUUGGACGUUCAUCUCAGAAGAAAACAGUGGAACAAUUUGAAGGCGGUUCCAAGCCACAAGAUAGUUGGGGGAAUACUACGCCUCUAAGAGAAAACCAGGACACUGCAACUUCUAGGAAGUCUCCUAUUCAUGCCGGUUCGCAUUUCAAGAGUAAUAAUGAGCCAUUUACUGUCAAUCAUGUUGGCCUACCUGGUACUGAUAAACCCGAGAGAAAUUUUCAAAGGGGUGAUGAAACACCUACACUGAAGCCCUGCUACAGUAGUGCCGUUCCGCCUCCAUAUGUUAAACAACCUAAUUCUAAGCAGCAGAACAGCGCACGUGGAGCCAAUAAUAUAUCUUCACUUACUGACAGUGGUGGUGUCUCUACAUAUUAUUCAGCAUAUGACAAGUCUGAUGCUGCUUCUGUGCCAGAGAGGAUUCAAAUAGGUUUGGAUAAUUCUGACCAGGAUUGGCAGGGCAAUAGGCAUGAUAGACUGAGCAAACAGAGUCGUGAAAAAGAAAUCUCUAUUCAAGAAGAUGCUGAAGAAGUCCCUUCGGGGAAACCAAGAUCUAUGAGGCGAAGGCACUCAAGAUCACGACCACCUGGUUACUAUGAUGCCUCUAACGAAGAAUAUCAACUUGAAAGAAAAUCAAGGAGCAGAAGCAGGAGACGAGAUGAAUCAAGACGUGGUCUGCAAGCUAAGUUUGAUGAUGAGCGGUAUCAAAAUGCUGAAGAGGAAAGGAUAAUGGAUAAAUUACUGAUCCAUUAUAGCAAAAAGCCAUCCAUCCUUGUGCCUGAAAAAUUAAAAAGGAACUCUAGAAUUCACCAUGAGCAUCUAACUGUUAACUCAACCAGAGAAUUGCUGCAGAAUGGAAGCGGAGAUAGAUCUGAUGGGACUACUCAUGCACCACGAUCAGUUUCGGUUCCUCGUGUACAUCACAGAGAAGCAGAAGUUAAGAAAGUGUUUAACCGUGCUGCUACAUUUGUUACAGUUAGAUCACACGAAGCUCGGCAUGUGCAUCCCAAGUUACCUGACUAUGAUGAUCUAGCAGAUAGGAUUGCAGCCUUAAGAGCAAGAUAAAGGAUAUAAGUAUUAUUAAUAAUUGCUCCUCUUUUAUCAGCAUGAUUGCAUUCGUUAUGGUCAUCACGCUUUUAUCUCGUACAAUGUUCGUGUCUUUUGUUACGGUGGUGCUAUUAUUGCAAAAUGUUGACUACUUCGGAGCUGUACUGAAUCAUCAUAGAUGGUCCCGUCCGUGCUUGUAGACUAUAGUAAUUCUGUCAUCAUCCUAUCGAUGCAACUAUAGGUCAUACGCAACAUUAAUUCAAGUUUUGUCUUUUAUGAUUGUAGAAAUGUUUGUAGCAAAAAAUCAUGGUGUUCCUACUUUCUUCGGGUCGAGUAAUGGGAAGAAAAGAAGCUGAGGCAGACGGUAUUGGUCCAGAGCCUCUUACUCACCCCUUAUUUUUUCAGAUAAUGUUGUUUACACAUUUAUACAUACAUUAUUUUAUAUUCCAAUAAUUUUAUUAUUUAA
Messenger RNA from Cajanus cajan (pigeon pea), 2940 nucleotides. RefSeq lists its product as uncharacterized. The record is from RefSeq and is a predicted model, not a curated record. Lineage: Eukaryota; Viridiplantae; Streptophyta; Magnoliopsida; Fabales; Fabaceae. Gene Ontology annotation, biological process: protein transport.